Cadophora gregata is the source of this 2202-nucleotide messenger RNA. RefSeq lists its product as uncharacterized. The transcript is spliced from 6 exons. The coding region runs from base 1 to 2202 and encodes 733 amino acids. Gene Ontology annotation, cellular component: signal recognition particle receptor complex; endoplasmic reticulum membrane. Gene Ontology annotation, molecular function: GTPase activity; signal recognition particle binding; GTP binding. Gene Ontology annotation, biological process: SRP-dependent cotranslational protein targeting to membrane. The record is from RefSeq and is a predicted model, not a curated record. Lineage: Eukaryota; Fungi; Ascomycota; Leotiomycetes; Helotiales; Ploettnerulaceae.
AUGUCGCGAGCGGUGUUGACCACAUUGCCAUUGCAUUUUCAGAAGCCAGAGCUUCGCGAUCCUGCUUACAUAAUAAUCUUGAUAGUGAGCGCCAAGACCUCCCUCCAGCCUUAUCGGAGUCAACCUCUUCGGGACACUUCCAAAGUCGUCAGCUCUGGUUGUGACUUUGGAAGAACAAAAUUCUCCAACUUGCUCGAGAUGUUGGACUCUUUCGAAAUCCUCACCACCUCUGGUGUCGUUCUAUGGUCGAGAUCGUAUGCGCCAACAAGCCCCGCGAUCAUCAAUAGCCUCAUCACCAAUGUCUUCAUCGAGGAGCGCACACUUCCAGGAGCCGGCAUCGUAGACGAUAUUUCUGCGGCGCAUAACCCUCCAUACAAAUAUGAGCAACAUACAUUGAAAUGGACGACAGUGAAGGAACUUAACCUGAUCUUUGUGGCUGUCUAUCGGUCACUUCUACACCUGUCGUGGAUUGACAAACUCGUGGAUAACAUCAAGACAAUAUUUGUGGACUUAUAUGGUGAUCAAUUGAAGAAACCACAUACCACUGUCGUUGAAUGUCAUUUCGACGAGUAUUUCGACCAGCAAAUACAAAAGCUCGAAAAGACUGCUUUGAAUCAAGACACGAGAGUAGUGGAAUCCUCUGCAUUUGUCAAAGAAGCACCACCAUCAGUAUCUGAGAAGUUUGACGAUGAACCUCCGCCAUUGCCUGGACUCCUUUCGAGAGGACAAUCAAAGAACAACUAUAGAGACCUCACUUCGAACGACUCGACACCUAUUGCGACGCCUGAUACGUCGCGGCCAAGCACACCAGCAAGCCAUAUUCUGACUGGAAAGGCAGGACCAGGAGGCAAAGGGUCCCGAAGAGCUCGAAAAGCAGCGAACACACCAACUGCCUAUGCAUCUUCUGGAGAUGAAUCGUUCUUGAAAAAGAACAAGUCAGGAAAAUCUGCGGCUCCAAAGAAAGGAAGAAAAUGGGACGCUGACGGACUGGCGGACGAAGACAGCGAUCCCCCACUCGAUUACUCUGCACCAGCAAAUGGCGCAACAUCUGGCGAAGAUGAGGGAAAGGAACGACCAGGAAAUAUGGAAGAAGUGGACCAAGCAACUUGGGGAUCUAAGACUGGAAAAGGACAGUUCGUCUUGAAGGAUCUAGAUGACCAAGUCAACUCGAUUUUGGCUUCCGCAGACGCCAAGAAAGCGGAAACGGCAGCUCCAGCUACGGGCAUAGUAGGAUCGAGCUUGAGUGCGAUAGGAGGACUUUUCAGAAAUGUUGUAGGAGGCAAGACUUUGACGAAAGAGGAUUUGGAUAAAGCAAUCAAGGGAAUGGAAGAUCAUCUGCUGAGGAAGAACGUUGCGCGAGAAGCUGCCAUACGGCUGUGUGAGGGUAUUGAAAGGGAGUUAAUUGGUGUCAAGACUGGCAACUUCGAGAGUGUCCAAUCGAAGAUUCAGACAGCUAUGGAGUCUUCACUUAGGAAGAUCCUGACGCCAACCUCAUCGCUUGACCUUCUUCGAGAAAUCGACGCUGUCACAGCACCUGCUGCAUUAUCCUUACAAAAACGACGCCCUUAUGUCAUGUCGAUUGUCGGUGUCAACGGCGUUGGGAAAUCUACGAAUCUGUCCAAGAUCUGCUUCUUCCUUCUUCAGAACAAGUACAAGGUUUUGGUCGUUGCUUGCGAUACCUUCAGAUCUGGUGCGGUGGAGCAAUUGGCUGUUCAUGUCCGCAACUUGAAGGAACUUACAUCUCGAGAGGGUGGAGAAGUUGAACUGUACCAGAAGGGUUACGGAAAGGAUGCAGCAAAUGUUGCAAAAGAUGCAGUGACAUUUGCUGCGCAGGAAGGAUUCGAUGUUGUAUUGAUCGACACUGCUGGUCGUCGUCAUAAUGACCAGCGUCUGAUGUCUUCCCUUGAGAAGUUCGCCAAGUUCGCCCAGCCUGACAAGAUUCUCAUGGUCGGAGAAGCGUUGGUAGGAACAGACUCGGUCGCUCAAGCGAGAAACUUCAACGCGGCAUUUGGAAGCGGGCGUUCGCUUGAUGGCUUCAUCAUCUCCAAAUGUGACACUGUAGGAGACAUGGUCGGUACUCUGGUCAGCAUGGUACAUGCUACCAAUGUUCCAGUCCUGUUCGUUGGUGUGGGGCAGCACUACAGUGAUCUCAGGAAUCUUUCGGUGAAAUGGGCCGUGGAGAAGUUAUUGAGUAGUAAUUAA